UUUCUUUAAGAUAUAGAGCUACUUAAUUUUCAUUACUUUUUAUUAAAAUACUUUUUCUGAAUGUGUAUACAUACACAUCCAUUAUUUUUCAUUCAAACAAUAAUAUUCUUUAAAAUAAAUUCUGCCAAAAUAAAUAAGAAAAACUCAUAAAAGAGAGAAAUUAUUUAUUUAUUAUUUUAUAACUUUGUUUUGGGAAGUGAACAAUUGAACAAGAAGCUACAACACAACCUUUCACUUUUUUCUAUCUCUCUCUCUCCAUACAGUUGUAUUUUUGUGGAUUGUCAACGCUCUCUGAAAGAGGAGCCAAAGAAGCUUCUUUCUCUCCCAUCUUUAAAAAACAAACAUUUUUCACCAUUAUAUACUCACUUUUCUACUCUCUGCUUCACUUCACCACUCUCCUCCACUUCAAGAAUUGUCUCUCUCUACUUCACACUCUGUUUCUUGCUCUCCCCAAGAUAACAUGGGAUUCUCAGCUGGUAAAAGAAAAUCACGAGAUGAAGCAGUCACCUUAUCUGACCUCAACGACGACGUUUUGGAGAGAGUCCUCUCACACCUACCAACCUCCUCUUACUUCCGCAUGACCUCCGUCUGCAAGAGAUGGAAGUCCACCCAAACCUCAACAACCUUCAAGCUCGCUUGCUCUCGAGUCCUUUCUCGAGACCCUUGGUUCUUCAUGAUCGCUAAAGACUCCACCUCUUCCUCUUCUUCUUUCGUUUACGACUCCACAGAAAACGGCUGGAAAAACCUCAACCGCUCCCUCCUCCUCCGCCACCGCCGUGACUUCACCCCCGUAGCUUCCUCCGGCGGCUUGCUCUGCUUCCGCUCCUCUGUCUCCGGCGACUUCCUCCUCCGUAACCCCCUCACAGGAUCCUCCAUUGACCUUCCUUGUCAAGAUGAUAACAAACCUCUCCAAGCUGUAGCCAUGACCACCAGCUACAAGCUUGUUACAAUCUCCGGCGAUCUCCCAAACCUCUGUUUCAAGUUCUAUGAGUCAAGUUCUUGUUCAUGGAGCAAAGAGCUUGAGUUAGCUAUGAAGAACAAUACAGAGGACGGUGAUGAUACAGAAACAGUUUACUUUCUUAGCAAGUCAGGAAACGUCGUCGCAGCGAGUAACACUCUCCUUAGAAUCCCUUCGAAGCAGUACUCUUCCGUUAUAACCGUCAAAGACAAUGUAGAAACCGUCUACUUUCUCACUUCUCACGGAACCAUCAUAGCGUGUGACCUCGCCAAAAGAAGCUUCACGCAGCUUCCCAAGCUUCUUCCUCCGUUUCUUGAGUAUUCAAUCGACUUGGUGGAAUGUAACGGAACCAUGUUUGUGGUCCUUCUCUCUGAGUUUUACGAAAGCGCCAGCUUGAGGAUCUGGAAGCUGGAGGACAUGAGCUGGGUUCAUGUCGGGAUGUUGCCUCCUGCUAUGUCUCAUGAGUUGUACGGCAGAAAGGGGGACAUAAACUGCGUUGGAGGAGCUGGUGGGAACAAGAUACUUGUGUGCUUUAAUGCGGAUCUUCCUGAGGUGUGUUGUAGAUACUUUGUGUAUGAUUUAGUUGGAGAAGAGUGGAGUGAGUUGCCAAGAUGCUUUAAGGAUGGAGAAGCGGUGGAGUUUGUUUCUGCACUUUCUUUCCAGCCUAGGAUUGAAGCAACAGUUUGAUGUUUUGCUUUUUUUUUUUUUUUAUGGAUUAGGUUUCAGUGAUUGUUUUGUUUGUGUAUUCUUUUGAGUAUAAUGCAGUGUAACUUGAUUUAUAUUAUCUAUUGACAAUCAAUGUGUUUGAAUAUACCCAGUCGUCUGAUGUCUCUGAUCACAUCUUUUACUUGCAUGGUUGUUGGCAUUUAAAGCUGAAGGAUGCAAACUUGCAAGUCAAGAAACUCAUAGGGGGAAACUGGAACACCCAAGUUGGUUCUUGACGUUUAGCAACUGGUUAUUGCAUAAUGAUGUGUGUUUUUCGGUUUAGUACUGUUAACCAAAUUACUGAUGAAUUGUUGGCAAAAAAAAAGGAGAGUAGAAAGAAA
Molecule: messenger RNA, 2004 nt
Organism: Brassica napus (rape)
Lineage: Eukaryota; Viridiplantae; Streptophyta; Magnoliopsida; Brassicales; Brassicaceae
Product: F-box only protein 13-like
Exons: 1
Coding region: 461-1645 (394 amino acids)
Molecular function (GO): protein binding
Source: RefSeq, a predicted model, not a curated record